AUGGAAAAGCUCAAGUCUUCCAUGAAAGAUCUCCAAGCUACCCACCUCACGAGUGUCAAAGGUCACAUAGCCAAAUUCGUGGAACAAAGCUAUCUCCACGAGGCAGAGGAGGAGGAGGAGGAGGACGUCGCCACUGCCGCCGCCGCCAUUGCAUCUUCAUCUGGAACUAUGAAGCGUUGGGAGAGAUUAUUCUUUUCCCCGCACACCACGAAGUCGAUCAUGGAGGAGGCCAAGUCGGAGAAGGGAGAGCGAUCAGAUCACUUGUUGUACGAGAAGAGCGUCAUGCUGUCCGUGCAUUCCACGGAUCCUUACCGUGAUUUCAGAGCCUCCAUGGAGGAGAUGGUGACCGCGUUGGAGCUGCGAGAGUGGCGCAGUCUUCAGGAGCUCCUGCACUGCUACUUGAAGGUGAACCAGCGGAAGAACCACAAAGCCAUUGUGUUAGCUUUCAUGGACUUCCUGCUGCAUCUCAUCGUUCAGAACAAAGAAGCCUUUGCCACAGAGGCUUCUCUCUCGCCGCCACCACCACCUGAUCAGUAA
Molecule: messenger RNA, 537 nt
Organism: Zingiber officinale
Lineage: Eukaryota; Viridiplantae; Streptophyta; Magnoliopsida; Zingiberales; Zingiberaceae
Product: transcription repressor OFP13-like
Exons: 1
Coding region: 1-537 (178 amino acids)
Biological process (GO): negative regulation of DNA-templated transcription
Source: RefSeq, a predicted model, not a curated record